AUGGUUUCCAACGACGACUACUCCUCGUCACGAACAAACCUCGACCCAUCCCAAGACACCUCAACUUGGGACAGCCCCGACCUCUCCUCCCGCUAUGCCUCCGUCUUCCCACUCAAAAUAAAUCACGAACACUUCCAGCGGCCCAAUCCUUUCCUGCUAUAUGUCGGUUUUGGAGGUGCCUGGAACUGGGAACGCACCGUCAUGUGGUCUGUUUCACAGCAAGUCGAGGGUAUAAAGAGUUUAUUGCGACGAGAUUUGUCGCAGACGGAACUGGAUGCGUUGGCGGAGCAUGCGAGUCAUGAGAUCAACACGCGUAGAAUCGGGUUUCCGGUUGGUCUGACGGCAGGCGCGAUACAUUCCUAUUACACGUUGAGAAGAUCAUUAAGUGUGCCGAAUAAGGUCUCGCUGUUUGAGGGUUGGAAGACGGCGUGGGGUCUUGCUGCCGUGCAGGAAAAACGCGCAGCUCUGUUUGCGGCGGGGKGGAGACUUAGUCUUUGGGUGUUUUUUACGAGUGGUAUUUUUGCUUCGUAUUCGAUGACUAGCUAUAGGGUCGCGUUGUCGACAGAUCCGAGACUUGCGGACUUUAGGGAGACUAUCAAAAGGUAUAAAGAGGCGAGGGAUCAGAGGAAAGAGGGAUACAAGGAGCAGGCGAAGCAGAGGAGGGAAGGGAUUGAUACUGUGAGGCAUGCGGGCGCGACGGCUAGUGCGGAGGAGGCUGGAGAUGAGAACAAUGGCGUUGACGGCCAGAGUGGUACUUAUGGACAGGCUGAGGGACGCGGGCAGAGUGAUGCGCCGCCGUAUCAGACGUAUCAGACGUAUCAGACUCCAUCUAGGGGAACCGAGACCCCUCGCUUUGACGCAGACACUUCUUCGGGUUCGGACUUUUUCGACGAUGCCAGUCCCACAGCGCCUGAGUACCAGACAUCAGCAACGUUGAAAUCAACAUCGAAUGAGAAUGCAUGGGACCGCAUCAGACGCGAAAACGCCUCUCGAUCGUCAGUCUCCGCGCCUCCGUCACAGUCUGGCUGGGGACGACCACAGCAACAAAACACAUCUUCAGAGUACUCAUCGUAUGAACGCGAACAACAAAACGGCCAGCGAGAACGGGACUCCGCGCAGCGGGAUUUCGAUAGAAUGCUCGAUGCAGAGAGACAAGCAUCUCAGCAAGAUGCGGGAGAUGAAAACAAUAGCAAUAAGAAGGGAUGGCGACGGUGGUAG
Messenger RNA from Talaromyces amestolkiae, 1218 nucleotides. RefSeq lists its product as uncharacterized. The record is from RefSeq and is a predicted model, not a curated record. The transcript has a single exon. The coding region runs from base 1 to 1218 and encodes 405 amino acids. NCBI's taxonomy places the organism in Eukaryota, Fungi, Ascomycota, Eurotiomycetes, Eurotiales, Trichocomaceae.